AGUUACAGCUUCCUGAAAACUUUUGUUCCUAUGCAUAAAGAUGUCUUUGGUGGACUUGGGGAAGAGGUUGCUAGAAGCAGCAAGAAAAGGCCAAGAUGAUGAAGUGAGAACAUUGAUGGCAAAUGGUGCCCCAUUCACCACAGACUGGCUUGGAACAUCACCCCUCCACCUUGCAGCGCAGUAUGGCCAUUAUUCCACAGCAGAAGUGCUCCUUCGAGCAGGCGUUAGCAGGGAUGCCCGGACCAAAGUGGACAGGACCCCCUUGCACAUGGCUGCAGCUGAUGGACAUGCACACAUCGUGGAACUCCUCGUUAGGAAUGGUGCAGAUGUGAAUGCCAAGGACAUGCUGAAGAUGACAGCUCUGCAUUGGGCCACAGAGCACCACCAUCGAGAUGUUGUAGAGCUACUUAUCAAAUGUGGAGCUGAUGUCCAUGCUUUCAGCAAGUUUGAUAAAUCUGCCUUUGACAUAGCCCUGGAGAAAAACAAUGCUGAGAUUCUGGUCAUCCUUCAGGAAGCAAUGCAGAACCAGGUGCAUGCUAAUCCCAAGAGAGCCAACCCUGUGACUGUGACCCCCCCAUUCAUCUUCACAUCUGAAGUUGUCAACCUUGCUAGCCUUGUUUCUUCAGCCAACACCAAAACAACCUCAGGUACCCCUCAUGCUUCCUCAGCAGUACACUUCUCAAAUUCUACCACCUCAGUGCUGGCUACCCUUGCAGCUCUUGCUGAGGCAUCAGUCCCCCUCUCCAACUCACACAGAGCCACAGUUAAUUUAGAGGAAAUCAUAGAAGGAAAUUUUGUUGACUCAUCAGUCCAGCAAGUGGUGGGGAGUGGAGGCCAGAGGGUCAUCACCGUAGUGACUGAUGGAGUCCCUCUGGGUAAUAUCCAAACUGCAAUCCCUACUGGAUGCAUUGGUCAGCCAUUUAUUGUAACUAUGCAAGAUGGACAGCAAGUUCUAACUGUACCUGCUGGUCAAGUUGCAGAGGAGACUGUAAUUGAAGAAGAAGAGGAAGAAGCAGAGAAGUUGCCACUGACUAAAAAACCAAGGAUAGAAGAGAUGAUAAACAGUAUGGAGGAAAGCAAGGAGGGCACUGAAAGAGAGCUAUUACAGCAGCAGCUCCAGGAGGCCAGUCGAAGAGCACAGGAAUACCAACACCAGCUCCUAAAGAAAGAGCAGGAGGCAGAACAGUACCGCCUAAAGCUGGAGGCCAUGGCCCAACAACAGCCCAAAGGAGUUGAUUUCACCGUGGUUGAAGAGGUGGCUGAGGUAGAUGCUGUAGUAGUCACAGAGGGGGAGAUAGAAGAGAGAGAGAUGGAAGUGACUGAGGCAGGAGAGACCACAGAGCCUCAUACUGGAGUUACCGUGGAAACUGUUCCAUCUUAAUGUGCAAGGGCUACAACUUGUACUUUGUCCAUCUUUUUUUCUCUUUUUAAAAGAAAAUACAGAGGACAAGCAUUAUAUAAAAAUUAAGACUGUUCUUAAGAAGAAAACUAUAGCAGGGUAUUAUGGUUGGGCUCAGGAAGGCUCUCUAUGCAACUGGAAAAUUCAAAGCCAAAUUUAGGGAACACUUCUUCUGAGGAACCAAAAGAAGGACCAAAUUUCUCAGCUCACGUCAUUGCUUUAAGCAUAGGGGUGAAAGAAUGCUGAUGUUAUGGGUUGAUCGUUUUUUAAAUAACUAACUUUAUAUAAAAAGAUUUUAGGAUAACAUUCCUAAUACAGACACCCAGAGACGUUAAUAAUUGUACCAUUAAGUGACCUGAAAAUUUUCCUCAGAUGUAUGAACCUGUUAGAGAAGAAAAUUAAUUAGGAGGGGGUUAGAAGCAAACUUCUGGGAAGAGAAAGGAAUGUAUUCCACUUGCAAAGGAACAGGCACUCCCCACUAUCCUGAGUGAGUUUCAAUGAAAAGAAAUUUGUGGUUGUCUUGACUAAAUUUGCUUCCAUGUGUCCAGAGCUCUAAUGCCAGUUUGAGAAACUGACAGAAUUUUUAAAAACUGGAAGGGAAAGAAAACUUUCGUUUAUGUGGGAGAAGUGUAUGUAAAUCCAAAAUCCUCCAUACUGUGUUUCCACAACGUUGGAACGUGGUCAAAAAGAGGCUUGCAGGGUUAUAAAACAAUCUGGUCUUGAAAUACAAACUUUGCUAUGGCUGAAUUUUAUAAAAUUGUAAUCAGGAGAGUAGUCUGUUAUUAGAACAACUUGCUUCCAAACAUUUAUUUAUAUAAUACCAAACUUUAAUACCAAAAUUUUGCUGAGUUUUCUAAGUGUGUCCUUUCUGUGGAGCCUACAUGGUUUGCUUUUAUAUGCAAAAAAAAGAAAGAAGGGAGGAGAAAUGAGUGCUGAGGAUGUUGUGUAGUUCUGUGUCCAUUUGAUAUGGGAUGACCUAAUUGCUCUGUUUCCUUAGGUCAGGCCUGAGCAGAGCUUUUGUGCCUUUUAGGUGUUCAGUGUGUGUUGGCAAAGGGAGUAGGAAUUAUCAGUGCCAUAAAGUAAGGAACUAAAGAUUCUGGCCAAAUACUUCACCUCCCUUACACCCUUUCUCUCCCAUUAUUCCUGCUCCCUGUGGCUAAGCACUUGUGGAAAGUGUUUCAUUGCUGGGUUUUCUUUGCAAAACUCCAGCUUGGAGUUUUUUCAAAAGAAGGAGAAUAUGGAUAGAAAGCAGUUGUGGAUAGGUAACAUCACAGAGGUUAUCACCUUUGAAAUUGGGUUCUUGUCAUUCUAGACUUGCUUGCUUGCUUUGUUGUAAAUUAGAAGAAGAAACCAGAGGGAGAUGUGCCAAGUAAACAUUUGAAUGACUGUUUAGAAUAUGGUUUUCUCAAUUAGUGAUCAUGGGGAAAACAUUUUUAAUUUGGAAUAAAACUUGACGGUUAACAUGGUUCUUUUUACCUUGAUUAGCGAAGUAAUUUGCUGCAGUUUUCCAGAGUUACAGAAUCAUUUGGGACUCAAAAUAUACUGAAAACCUAACUCCCCAAACCAAAUUUAACAAGUGGAAUUGUCUAUUAGAGGCUUCUAGGUAAGAAUAUCAGUUCUUUGAAAUUAAUCUUGGCUAUCAGCCACCUUAGCUAAGUUUUCUCCAUGGACUUAAGUACUGAUGAGCAGAUGAUCAGAGAUUACUCUGGGCUGUUGGAGAUGACAGAGAAAUGCAGUGAAGGAGCCUAGGUAAGGAUGAGGGUCAAAUUAUGGUUUCUGAUGUCAAAUCAUCUUGUUUCUGUUUUGUUGUUUUUCUCUUUUUAGGUCCCUUUGUGAAUCAGGUGCUAAUGAAAAGCUGCUAUUGUGUGUUAUUUCAGAGCCUUAGCUUAACUAUGGAGGGACCAAGUGUCAUUUUAGAUGUGUUUUCUUAUGUUCUUGGUAUGUUUUUAUAUAUCAGUUAUUAUGUAUCAAUCCUGGUUAUGUUCCUACAUAUCAAUUUUAAUUUGUUUUUUCCCCUUCUUUCCUGUUAAAGGGGUAGAGGUUAACUCUGCAGAAGAUAUCCAGGCCCAAACACCUCACUGUCUGGGAUAGUUUCUGUUGGGAGACAUGAAGUUUCUACCCAACAUUCCCUUCUGAGCAUGCAGAGUUCCUACUAUUUGGGGAACUGUUUAGAGGUUCUUAUUAUUCUCUUUCUGCAGGAGACUAUCAUUCCCACCCAAAAAAAUAUCUAACAUAGCUCAAGUCAUUUUUGAUAAUGGGGUCUCUGAGAUAGGGAGUUAAAGGGAAGGUUAGGUUAGGGAGAGCAGAAAGGGAAAGAUCUGGAGUGGAAUGGGUAGCAAAAAGGCGUUUGUUUUUAUUUUCUUGGAAUAGACCUUUUAGCAUCCCAGAGAAGAGAAAUGGGAUUUGUUCUCCAGUUGUAUUGCUAUAGAGAGAAUGGUAGGUCAGGAUCCCUUAAAGUAAUUAGAAGUUAAAUAUUAAAUGUAUUAAUGGCAAUACCAUUUUGUGAUUUUGCAUAUCUUUCUGGAUCAGUCAUGGAAUUUCCGGAAAUGUUGCUGGAUCUUCUGGGUUAGGGGAUUCCAACUGGCUUAUUGGCUAGAUUGUAUUACACAGAAUCAACAGUAAGUGGUUCAGAGUUGGUAUUUUAGCAGUACCUUGAGCAAACCUGGAGCCUAGGAUGAUUGCCUAGUUUCAAAUAAAGCUGCAUUAACAAUAUCAGUAUAUCAAUAUAGGAAUUGUAGUCUCUGUAUUAGUAUUUUAGUCUUAAGCUUUUGCCCCCCACACCCCAGAAAAGAGAAAGAAAGAAAUCUUAAUAUUUCUGUCUUGUUCCUGGCUUCAGGGAAAUUACUUAUAAAUGUAUAAUUGUACAUUCCCUUCCUAUCACUACCUCUGUGGGAUCUCUUAAUUAUACCAGAGUUGAGGUCUCUUAAUUGAAGUAUUGGGAGAACUUGGCUUUAUGUUUUCUAUAUUUUGAAUUCAGUGCCUGAAAAGAUGUUAUUUUUUGUGUCAAAUCUGUGUUUUGUUAUUUUUGUUUUGCCUUUCCCCCAUCUUCAUCCUUACCAUUACAUUCUUAAAAUGUUUGUGUCUGCUCAAUAAUGUUAGAAAUUUGUGGCAUACAAAAUAACUUUUUUUAUAUUAAUAUAGAAGAAAUUAAUUUACCAGAGGGCUGUCCAGUUGAAGUUAGGUAUUGUGUGACUAGAGCAUUUUUAAUACCCCCUUCCUGGAUGUAUAUUAGUGUGUAUGUGUGUAAAUACAUACAGAUUUUCCUUUUCUCUUUGUUUAUUUGAGGUUAUUUGUGGUUGUCUUGACUAAAUUUGCUUCCAUUUAAAAGUACCUGGUAUAACCUGGAAAUAUUUUUAUUUUAUUAAACACAUUAGAGAGGAUUUAUUUGGAUUCACUAAAGGAGCUAAGGAAGAAAAGGCAUCAUUUGGCCCUUUUCUGAGAGGUGUGCUUUAAUAGGCAAUAAUGAGAAACCUGAGGAGUGAGGCCCCAGGGAGAACCAGUACCUGGCAUUACAGAUAUUUGUUUAGCACACAGUAUGAUGACACCAUGUAAGCUGAAAGGUUAGAGCAAUGGUGGAUAGAGAUGCAGCUGCCCUUCCAUAGAGCAAGCCUCCUUCCACUCCUAUGGCAGCUAUUUUGACUGGCACUUGUAAAAUUUCUUACACCUCUGAACAAGAAAUCAACUCUAGAUAAAGGGCCAUCAUAAAGGAGCAUCUACUUUCUCAGUUUAUAAAUCUCAUACUUUUGAGAAAUUAUCAUUUUUAGAAAGUUUGUGUGGCACUCUCCUAACUCACAUUAUGGAUCUUCAGAGCUAGAUUUGAGACAUAUAGCGAACUCUUCCCAUAAGUUUAAUAUUGAGAAAUUUAAUACCAGUUUUUGUCCAAAUUUAUUGGAGAAUGGCCUCUAUUCUCUAUUCCUUGUGCAGACAUUUCUGUAUGGCCAAUAAAGGAGCUUUAGAAUGGAAUACAUGUCAAGACCACCUAUAUUCUGCUCUAGGUUCUUACAUCUGUUUCCAUUUUAUGUGAUGAAUAUUUUCCCCUUCUGAGUUAGCACUCUAUUUCCUAUGCCAAUAUAUUUAACAAGAAACUAGGAGCAAGAAGGAUGUUAAUGGUAACUCAAAUUAAGCAGCUUUGAGCCUCUGCUACUGACCUUUUUUUUUUUUUGCCUUUUUGCCUCUCUGGAACUAGGGGGUAGGGUGACCUUCCUUGACUUUACAGUAGCAUUUGGCUUGUUAAUGGCAGGAAACGGUGAUUCCCUCUCUCUCUCUCUCUCCUCCCCUUUCCUCUCUAACUUACUUCUGCUUCUGUGACCCCAUUGUUCUUAUCUCAUUGCGUCUUUGCCAGGCAUUAGGAGAUUUAAUUAGUAGGUCAUUUCUGAUAUAUGGGCCCUCUUUUUCCUCUUUCCACUCCCCUCCUUCCCUACUAUAUAUUUUCUAUUUAUUCUGAAGUGUUUUGUAUCUGAGAAUUAAUCUGUGUCUCACCCUAUAUUCUGUGCUUCCUAGUUGGUUUCAGGCAUCUUGCUCUAUCAGCAAUGAUAGCAGCUCCCUUCUCUGGCUUUGCCCUGUGGACCGUCCUUAUGCUAAGGCCAUUUGUGUUGAUGGGGGAGAGAAUGUGAAAGGGUGAGGCACCUAGAUUCUUUUAAGAAUGCCCUCAGUUUUUCAGGUUGCUUGACAGCUUUACAUUCAGUGCGUUUUAGGAAAACUUAAAUACACUUCUCUUUUUUAUUUAGGAUUUUAAUAAAACAAGGUUUGAUUCUGAUGAGCGAAUUUGUGUGUGUGUGUGUGUGUGGGUGAGCAUUUGUAUGUGUAUCCACAUAUACAGAUCUUUAUUAUAUAUAAAAUUUUUGUACUAUCAUUUAAAAUAAAGAUGUUUCUUAAUAAAAUGUCAAAGUCUUAACA
Molecule: messenger RNA, 6295 nt
Organism: Manis javanica (Malayan pangolin)
Lineage: Eukaryota; Metazoa; Chordata; Mammalia; Pholidota; Manidae
Gene: GABPB2
Product: GA binding protein transcription factor subunit beta 2
Biological process (GO): positive regulation of transcription by RNA polymerase II
Cellular component (GO): nucleus
Molecular function (GO): protein binding; transcription cis-regulatory region binding
Source: RefSeq, a predicted model, not a curated record